Molecule: messenger RNA, 1725 nt
Organism: Thunnus maccoyii (southern bluefin tuna)
Lineage: Eukaryota; Metazoa; Chordata; Actinopteri; Scombriformes; Scombridae
Gene: f8a
Product: coagulation factor VIII associated
Exons: 12
Coding region: 54-1007 (317 amino acids)
Biological process (GO): vesicle cytoskeletal trafficking
Cellular component (GO): early endosome
Molecular function (GO): protein binding
Source: RefSeq, a predicted model, not a curated record
UCCUGUCAAGUCGGACUUCCUGGUUUAUUUUAGUUGUUUUUCCUGUAUUGAUCAUGGCUGCAGAAGGAGAUUUUCUGGCGAGAUACCGCGCUGUAUCAAAUAAACUGAAAAAACGUUUUCUUCGGAAGCCCAAUGUAGCGGAGGCAAGUGAACAGUUUGGUCAGUUAGCCAAGGAGCUGAAGCAGCAAGACUGCCUGCAAUAUGCUGCCUUCUGUAACCUGGCCAUGGCUCGGUGUGAGCAGACUCUCUUCAACGCUCCUGGAGAGGCCCUGGCGUUAACCGAUGCUGCCCGCCUCUUCCUCUCGUCUGAGAAGGAGAACAGGGCCCUGCAGGCUCCGGGCUUUGAUGAGCACCUUCAGGCUGCACUCAACUGCUACAGCUUUGCCAUCAAGGUGUACAUUGAGAUGAACCAGCCUGUGAUGGCAGCCAGCUUGUGUCUAGAACUUGGCAACGCGCUCAAGGAGAUGAACAGACCAGGAGAGGCUAUUGUUCAUUACCAGAGGGCUGCGGAGUUGCAGACACAGACUCCAAUUGAAGCUCUGUUGUCAAUGGGAGAAAUGGCCACAUGUAAAAUUCUCACACGUGACUACGAUGGCGCUCUGUCAGUGUUUACAGAGAUGCAGCUUGUAUGCCAGGAGAGAGGACUGCAGCUACCAGGCACCAGCACCCCUGUUGGAGCUUUUCUGGACAUUGUGGCAAAAUGUGAGAUCUCCAGAGUGUUGCUGCUGAUGUUGCUCGAGCCUCCGCCUCAGAAGCUGCUACCAGAACAUGCACAGACCCUGGAGAGAUACGCAUGGGAGUCGUUUGACCCUCACAGCCAAGUGACCUUCCUGCCUGAGAAUGUUUUCCUCCUCCUGCAGUCAGUCGUGAUGGCGUGUCAGGAGAAAGACACAGAGUCCCUAAAGUCUCUUCAGAUUGAGCUAUGGCCUUUUCUGACUGCAGAGCAGAAUCAUCUUCUCCACCUGGUGGUUCAGGAGCGCAUCACGCCGUCUGGCCAAGGCAUUUAGUACAGUCCGGUUUUUACUCACUUCCUCUGGGAACGAUACUUUAUAUAAUGGAACAUUCCUGUUUCUGACUGGGUCUGUUGUAAGGCCUGAAGAAGUGUUGUUUUCAAAACCUCAGUGUUGUAACUUGCACACAAUAUAAAACUUUCCCCUUACGAAGUCAAAUCACAUGGGUUUAGAAAUCAGUGAAAAUCCAGUUGAAGUUGAUCGUAUGUUGUUUAUUACCCUGAUGUGAUCAUUGGUCAAACUACAACACUGGACUAGUUAAUACAUAUUUAUUAUGCCUUGUAAUAGUGACUGUUUUGAGUUGUAUCUUGUAGUAUUUAUUCACAGCAGUUAAAUAGAUGAAACAUAUUAAUGCCUUAUGUUAUAAUUUCUUUUAUUAAUAAAUGAUAUGGCUUAAAUUCCAAUGUAAUUACAAACAAAACCUUCUAAUGUAUAGUUCUGAAAUAUGAUAAAAUGAAACACAAUCUUCCUCCAUCCCUGGUUCAUGUUCACUUGUACAAAUUACAUGUACUUUCUUAUGAUAGCAGCCAACUACAAACACACAAAAUCAAACAUGGAUUAAAAAAAAAAUCACUCAAUAAAAAAUGUUACAAAAAUAUAAUGGUUACAAUAUACAACGAUAAAAACAAAGGAUACACUAUACUUCAGUUGUAAAAUAAUGAUACACGAUUAAAACUACUUGUCCUGUAAAUAAAGGCUUGUGUUUUCUCAUCAA